AUGUCACCGAAAAAGUCCUGGAGGACAUACACGGCAUAUCCACAUGCCAACGCAGCUACCAUGGACGACCUCGAAUCCCUUGAAAUCCUCUCGUUGGUCUCUAAAGUCACCUCCGAGCUCCAAAACCAUCUUGGAAUCAGCGACAAGACCCUCGCCGAGUUCGUGAUCGCACAAAAUACACAAUGCAAGUCCCUGGAGGAAUUUCAGAAGAAGCUGGAGGCGAUGGGGGCGGACUUUCCACAAAGUUUGAUAGAGAGCAUAGAUCGCCUCGUUCAUACUAUGCAUCCAAAGUUCAAGGGGGGGAAUUACUCAAAUGGGCAGGAACCUGAAAACGAGUCGCGCAAAGUACAGGAGAAGACUAAGGUUUUCAAGGGCCUGGCACUACCCGACCAAGAGGUGCCAUGGGAGGAGAGUGUAGAGGAUGGACACACCGAUGGAGACAAAGAUCCUGGGGCAGAUGCCAUAGAUGAUACCCUUGCUCUCCUUGAGGGUCUCGAAGGUAAAGUCCGGACAGAGAAGCCUACGAAGACGAGUCGGAAACGAAGCCGAAGUCCGGAUGAAGACUAUAAUAGAGGUCGCAGCCGGAAAGAGAGAUAUAAGUCGCGGUCCCGGUCGCGCUCUGGUGAAGAUACUAGGAGACGAAGGAGGAAUGGCUGCGAGGAUGAAGACGAAUUUGGGCGCUCCCGGAAUGACCAUAAGCCCUCACGACGGAGGCGAGAUGAUGACAGGCAGUUCCAGAGACCUCCGACUCCCGAACUUGACGAUGAGCCUGUAUUAUACAAAGUUUAUGAUGGGCAUGUCACAGGCGUUAAAGACUUUGGGGCCUUUGUGAAUGUUCAUGGCGUUAAAGGGAAGGUGGAUGGACUUGUCCACGUAUCUGCCUUGGUCGAGGGACAACGUGUCAAUCACCCUUCGGACUUGGUAUCGAGAGGUCAGCCGGUUAAGGUCAAAGUUCUGAAAAUUGAAGGUUCAAGGAUAGGACUGUCGAUGAAGGAUGUGGACCAGGAGACUGGAAGAGAUCUGGCUCCGCAGGCUAGGAUACAAUCUGGUGCGAAUAUGGAAAGGCUUGGAGGGAGUAGGGAUGAGUACGGUUUGAUAGAUGAGAAACCUGUCGUCUUUGAAGACAAUACUUACCAAAAUAUGCGAAAGAACAAGAAGAGAAUGACAUCACCUGAACGGUGGGAGAUUCGGCAACUUAUCGCUUCUGGUGUCGUCAAAGCAUCUGACUAUCCAGAUCUGGACGAAGACUACAACGCCACCCUCAACGGUGAGGGCGAGAUGGAACUUGAGGAGGAUGUGGAUAUCGAGCUCCGAGAGGAGGAGCCACCCUUCCUUGCGGGACAGACAAAGCAGUCUCUUGAAUUGUCUCCUAUUAGAGUUGUGAAAGCGCCAGACGGGUCUAUGAAUCGAGCCGCCAUGGCUGGAACUACUCUAGCAAAGGACCGCCGGGAGAUACGGCAACAGGAAGCCCAGGAUAAAGCCACUGAAGAAAGCUCCAAGGUCGACUUGUCUGCGCAAUGGCAGGAUCCCAUGGCCGCCCCUGAUGGGAGAAAGUUCGCUAGUGACUUGAGGAGUAUCAAACCUCCGCCGGCUGACGAGACCCUACCGGAGUGGAAACGAGCAACGCAGAGCAAGGAUCAAUCAUUUGGGCGUAGGACGGACAUGACUAUCAAGCAGCAACGAGAGUCAUUGCCAGUUUACAGGUUCCGCUCAGAGCUCCUCAAGGCUGUUCAUGAAAAUCAACUGUUGAUUGUAGUUGGUGAUACCGGCUCAGGAAAAACAACGCAGUUAACGCAAUACUUGGCCGAAGGUGGCUUCGCAAAUAACGGCAUAAUUGGCUGUACUCAACCUCGCCGUGUAGCUGCUAUGUCAGUUGCAAAGCGUGUGGCAGAGGAAGUUGGCUGCCAGCUAGGCCAGGAAGUUGGCUACACGAUCCGUUUCGAAGAUUGCACCUCUCCCGCGACAAAAAUUAAGUACAUGACCGAUGGAAUGUUGCAGCGCGAGGUCUUAAUGGACCCUAAUUUAAAGAGAUACUCUGUUAUCAUGUUGGACGAGGCUCACGAGCGCACUAUCGCCACCGACGUUUUGUUUGCCUUGCUCAAGAAAACUUUGAAACGUCGCCCUGACCUAAAGGUCAUCGUGACAUCUGCAACUUUAGACGCUGAUAAAUUUUCGUCCUACUUCAACGAAUGUCCUAUCUUCUCUAUUCCAGGGCGUACAUUCCCUGUGGAAAUUAUGUACUCCCGGGAACCCGAAUCCGAUUAUCUUGAUGCGGCAUUAGUUACUGUCAUGCAAAUACAUUUGACAGAGCCCCCUGGAGAUAUCUUGCUCUUCUUGACUGGACAGGAGGAAAUCGAUACCAGUUGCGAAAUUUUGUUUGAGCGUAUGAAAGCGCUUGGGCCUAGUGUUCCCGAACUCAUUAUCCUCCCGGUUUACUCAGCUUUACCAAGUGAGAUGCAAAGCAAGAUUUUCGACCCUGCCCCUCCGGGAAGCCGUAAAGUUGUUAUUGCCACCAAUAUUGCCGAGACGUCUAUCACGAUCGAUCACAUCUACUAUGUUAUUGACCCCGGUUUUGUUAAGCAAAACGCAUAUGAUCCAAAGCUUGGCAUGGACUCACUUGUCAUAACGCCCAUCUCACAAGCCCAGGCAAAACAGCGCGCUGGACGUGCAGGCAGAACGGGCCCAGGAAAGUGUUUCCGUCUUUAUACAGAAGCUGCAUUCCAGUCCGAAAUGUUACCAACUUCAAUCCCGGAGAUUCAACGGCAGAAUCUCUCGCACACUAUUCUGAUGCUGAAGGCUAUGGGAAUCAAUGAUUUACUACAUUUCGAUUUCAUGGACCCUCCGCCAACGAACACCAUGUUGACAGCCCUGGAGGAGCUAUACGCGCUAUCUGCCUUAGACGACGAGGGUCUCCUGACUCGCCUGGGACGCAAGAUGGCCGACUUCCCCAUGGAACCAUCUCAAGCAAAAGUUCUAAUCGCUGCCGUUGAUUUGCAAUGCUCAGACGAAAUAUUAAGCAUUAUAGCUAUGUUAUCUUUACCAACAAUUUUCUACCGCCCUAAAGAGAAACAAGCCCAAGCCGAUCAAAAGAAAGCAAAGUUCCAUGACCCUCAUGGCGACCAUCUUACUCUCCUCAAUGUCUACAAUGGAUGGAAGCAAAACAAGUUCGCCAACCCCUGGUGUUUCGAAAACUUCAUCCAAGCCCGCUCCAUGCGCCGAGCAAAAGAUGUCCGAGACCAACUCGUCAAGAUCAUGGAACGCUACAAACACCCCGUCAUUUCAUGUGGUCGCGACACACAGAAAGUACGACAAGCCCUCUGCUCUGGCCUUUUCCGCAACUCCGCUCGCAAAGACCCCCAAGAAGGCUACAAAACACUCCUGGAAGGCACGCCCGUGUAUCUCCAUCCUAGCUCCGCGCUCUUUGGCAAGCAGGCAGAAUGGGUCAUAUACCAUGGGCUUGUGCUGACGAGCAAGGAGUAUAUGCACUGUACGACGGCGAUUGAACCGAAGUGGUUGGUGGAUGCCGCGCCGAGUUUCUUCAAGGUUGCUCCAACGGAUAAGUUGAGUAAGAGGAAGAAGGCGGAGAGGAUACAGCCACUGUAUAAUAAGUUUGCUGCGGAGGAUGAUUGGAGACUAAGUGCUCAGAAGAGGCAAGGCAGAGGAGGUGGAGGUGGGACUUGGGGUUAG
Messenger RNA from Venustampulla echinocandica, 3687 nucleotides. RefSeq names its product putative ATP dependent RNA helicase. Gene Ontology annotation, biological process: spliceosomal complex disassembly. Gene Ontology annotation, molecular function: RNA binding; ATP binding. Gene Ontology annotation, cellular component: catalytic step 2 spliceosome; intracellular anatomical structure. The record is from RefSeq and is a predicted model, not a curated record. Bases 1 to 3687 code for a protein of 1228 amino acids. NCBI's taxonomy places the organism in Eukaryota, Fungi, Ascomycota, Leotiomycetes, Helotiales, Pleuroascaceae. The transcript has a single exon.